Messenger RNA from Parnassius apollo (apollo), 543 nucleotides. The record is from the annotation of a GenBank genome assembly. Lineage: Eukaryota; Metazoa; Arthropoda; Insecta; Lepidoptera; Papilionidae.
AUGGCUGAGGAUGCGGCUCCACAGGCGAUAGACCAGCAUCCACACGUAAAAGCCGCCAUGUAUCUUCCGAUUUUGGUUGGUUCGGACGAUGAUGAAAUAAUCUUCCACGAACUAGAGAAAAUGAGGAGCAUCUUGGAAGAGGCGAUUUUGCAAACGCGAAGCAUGCCUUUCGAAAAUCGACCGCAACUUCCCCGCAUACUCCUAAGCAAGCGAAAUCGGGCUGUCGUGAGGACUCUUAAUCCAACUCUGGUGACCUAUUUGAAAACCAGCCGGGAUCUUUGCGAGACGGACUCGACGGAUUUUGCCGUAUUACUUCCCAUGGCUGGACACGCUAAUAGACAAAGUAGCACCAUCACAGCCUGGGAAAAAAAGCCGAGGACCAUGUCGCAAAGCGUUUAUGCGCCAACAAUGGACAAGGAUGACGAGAUUAAAGGUGAAUUUUAUAAAGAACUUACCAAUGUGCUUACAAAAAUACAUCCAACAGAGCAACUCUUACUGCUUGGAGACUUUAACGCGCGCGUUGGCCAUGACUGUGAUGCUUGA